This is a messenger RNA of Mugil cephalus (flathead mullet), 1849 nucleotides long. It is a transcript of the gene dlx2a, whose product is annotated as distal-less homeobox 2a. Gene Ontology annotation, biological process: embryo development; cell differentiation; negative regulation of transcription by RNA polymerase II. The transcript has 3 exons. Lineage: Eukaryota; Metazoa; Chordata; Actinopteri; Mugiliformes; Mugilidae. The record is from RefSeq and is a predicted model, not a curated record. Gene Ontology annotation, molecular function: DNA-binding transcription factor activity, RNA polymerase II-specific; RNA polymerase II cis-regulatory region sequence-specific DNA binding. The coding region runs from base 326 to 1156 and encodes 276 amino acids.
AAUGGAGGGAGGAUGCGGUGGGGAGUAGUCAGAUGUGCACCUCUUACCCAUUGGUUGCCUCAGACACAGUAGCGCUCCCUCUCCCUCUCUCAUAAAUGCGCUCUCACCGCGGACCGUACCAGAUAAUCACAGGCCACUGUGAGAAGGACACACCUUCCGCUGAUUCUGAUUUUUUUUUUUUUAGCAACAGUUUACUCGGGGAUGCGUUUUGAUUCACGAAAAGGUGUCGUCAGUCCGAGAUUUGAGUCGUCCUUUCAGUCUGCAGUUUCGCAUUUGUGCGAUUUUUUGCGCAUUGGUUGCGGCACUGCCCCGCUCCAACUCGAAGAUGACUGGGGUUUUUGAGAACUUAAAUACUGAUAUGCAUUCGAACCAGAUUACCUCUAGCAGCUACCACAGUUUGCACAAAUCGCAGGAGUCGCCGACUCUGCCGGUAUCCACGGCGACGGACAGCAGCUAUUACAACAGCCAGCAGCCAGGCCACUGCGCCGGGUCUCCGUUUGGCCAGCUCGGCUCUUACCAGUACCACGGCAGCGCCACAAGCUCCGUGCCGUACAACGCAAAGGCAUACGAUCUCGGUUUCAACUCAUCUUAUGGUGCAUACAGCUCCUACGGCUCCAACUCCUCUCCGACUCCAGCAGAUACAGAGAAAGAAGAGAGCGAGCCAGAAAUCCGGAUGGUUAAUGGAAAACCAAAGAAGGUCAGGAAACCUCGAACCAUUUAUUCCAGCUUCCAGCUGGCUGCACUUCAACGGAGGUUUCAGAAGACGCAGUAUUUGGCUCUGCCAGAACGGGCCGAGCUGGCAGCCUCGCUGGGCCUUACGCAAACACAGGUCAAAAUAUGGUUCCAAAACCGACGCUCCAAGUUCAAGAAGUUGUGGAAAAGUGGAGAAAUCCCCCCGGAUCAACACGUGGCUUCCAGCGAAUCUCCCCCAUGCACGUCUCCGCCAACUACUGCCUGGGACUUUCCACAGACUCAAAGAAUGAACAGUGUCAGCUCUAGUUUACCUCAGAGCAGCAGCCCUCCCAACACGACUGCGCCCUCGUCGUUUUUGGCAAACUACUCCUGGUACUCAACCACGAACUCUACGACGCAUCUGCAGUCUCCUCUGGUCCAGCACCACCACAACUCCGCCAUAAGCGCCGGGACGAUAUUCUGAAAUAAUAACAAUAUCGAUAAUAAUGAUAAAAAACACAUCGGGUUUAAAUCGGACAAUACUGGUGAAAAAAAAAAAAUGCCAAUACCUUCAUUUUACAGACCUCGUGUGUGCGCCAUGCGAACUUUACAAGCAAAAGUUAAAGAAGCCAGACAGGACCCUGGCGAAUGGUAGACACAGAUUUCUACAGUUAUUUUUGUAUUUAUUUAUUUUGUUUAUGUGAGGGAUGAAUGAACCACUAUUACCCAAAGCAAUCACAGCCUGGGCGCAAGCCUUUUUACGCGGACGUCACUUUUUUGCCAUUCCUGCAAAAUAAAACCUUCACCGCAGGACAACCUGUCACAGAUGUAGCACAAGUUAACUGUAUCGUGCCUUUUUCAAUAUGACCUCAUUUUGUUGUGCGAUUAAAAAAAAAAGGAAAGAAAAAAAACAGCUCACAUUUAUCCAUUCCUCGUGUAGUUGUUUUGAAUAUAAUGGGGGUAAGUGUCUGAAUUCACGACUGUAAAUACUUUACCACAGCUUUUUGAUAGCCCACGUCGCUUUUUUAGGCUACUGGUGCAAAUCAAUUAACCACCGCGAGCUACUGAUUGUCCUACCCUCUGAUUUACUUGUAUCACACUUAAUUGUAUUUUUGUCUUAUUUAUUUUUAGUGUUCCAUAUAUGGCCAGACGUUAUUUAAAUAAAAUGUUUUCUGUG